Xiphias gladius (swordfish) is the source of this 3927-nucleotide messenger RNA. RefSeq names its product ArfGAP with GTPase domain, ankyrin repeat and PH domain 1 (gene agap1). The record is from RefSeq and is a predicted model, not a curated record. NCBI's taxonomy places the organism in Eukaryota, Metazoa, Chordata, Actinopteri, Istiophoriformes, Xiphiidae. Gene Ontology annotation, molecular function: GTP binding; protein binding; GTPase activity. Bases 1079 to 3679 code for a protein of 866 amino acids. Gene Ontology annotation, cellular component: nucleus. The transcript has 19 exons.
ACUGUGGCUCCAGUCAACACGGGAUGGACCUCGCCGCUCGGGAAGCUGGGGACGGCUGAGUGUUGGAGCGCCGUGUGCGGGACGUACCUGUAAAAUACGUGUCGUUUGCAACACCUGGAUUAAAUUUGGAGGCGCGCGAGCUCCGCCGGGUUCCCGCUGCUGGCGUUUAAAUUUGGACUGAGUGCGUUAAUUUGCGCAGCUGGUCCCGGAGAGGAGACAAAACAACGGACGGACGGGAACUGGCAUCCUAACUACCCCACCACGACCCACUAACAGUUUAUCAGGCUGCCACACUGCUGCCAGUUGCUCUUUUACUUUAUAUUUAGAAAAAAACCUGCCGGUUCGGUCUCCUCCUCGGGGCUUUGACUUCCCACCAGGUCGUUAUGUAAAGCGGACUUUAACGGCGGAAAAACGGUGAGUUUUCCCUCUUCCCUCCCGGCUUGGAAGCUACAGCUAGUUAGCUUUAGCCGGCUAGCCCUAGCCACCUAGCAACAAGGCCGUUGUUUAUCCUCCUCUCUGCUCAGUUAUGACUGUAAAUGACUAUAAAAGCUGUUUUAAAUCCAGCUAAACCCGAGCGAGUGUCAUUAUAAUCUCACACGGACCGUGAGGAUAUGGGGAGGCGGUGCUCAGACUGCCGCACAUCUGUCGCCGCGCCGGAAUUGGGAGCCGGGACACCCCGGGGAACAGCUGCCUUCACCGGCCAGGGGCAGUAGUCCGGCCGCCUCUGCCAAAACUGACCCAGGAGAUAUCACGUACAUUCAAAUUUCCAGGGAUGUAGAGGAGGAUAACGUGUUAUUUAUCCCUGAAGACUACCCACCGAGCUAUCUAAAUGAACAGAAAACCUGGUGGUAAAUAGUGUGUCCAAUUCAUGAGGGAAAAAGCAUGAAUUAAGGUUUUUCUGAGGUUGUUUCACCUCCUGGAGGUCACAGCUUUCACCCUCCUAUUUACCAGCCUCAGCCCUCCUAAAAACGGCCCUGCGAUCACCUGAAAAGUCCAGCCAGUGUCUUCUGUUUUUGUUUUUUUUGUUUGUUUGUUUUUCCCCGUGGGAAAUUUUGGGAUCCAGGAAGGAGCUGCAGCGAUGAACUACCAACAGCAUCUCGCCAACUCGGCCGCCAUCCGAGCCGAGAUCCAGAGGUUCGAGUCCGUCCACCCCAACAUCUACUCCAUCUACGAGCUGCUGGAGCGGGUGGAGGAGCCGCUGCUGCAGAACCAGAUCCGGGAGCAUGUCAUCGCGAUUGAAGAUGCAUUUGUGAACAGUCAGGAGUGGACGCUGAGUCGAACGGUACCAGAACUGAAAGUGGGCAUUGUGGGUAACCUGGCCAGUGGUAAAUCGGCACUGGUCCACAGGUACCUGACAGGAACGUACGUCCAGGAAGAGUCACCUGAGGCUGACGUGGACGCAGGCGGUCGCUUUAAGAAGGAGAUCGUGGUCGACGGUCAGAGUCACCUGCUGCUCAUCAGAGAUGAAGGGGGCCCCCCAGAGGCUCAGUUUGCGUUGUGGGUCGACGCUGUGAUCUUCGUCUUCAGUCUGGAGGAUGAGAUCAGCUUCCAGACGGUCUACCACUACUUCAGCCGCCUCGCCAACUACAGGAACACCGCCGACCUGCCGCUGGUGCUGGUCGGCACGCAAGAUGCCAUCAGCUCAGCCAACCCCAGGGUGAUCGACGACAGCCGGGCCCGAAAGCUCUCCAACGACCUCAAACGCUGCACCUACUACGAAACCUGCGCCACCUACGGCCUCAACGUGGAACGAGUUUUCCAGGACGUUGCCCAGAAGAUCGUGGCCACCAGGAAGAAGCAGCAGUUGUCCAUCGGGCCGUGCAAGUCGCUCCCCAACUCGCCGAGUCACUCGUCCGUCUGCUCCACACAAGUGUCGGCCGUCCACAUCAGCCAGACGAGUAACGGCGGCGGCAGUUUGAGCGACUAUUCGUCGUCGGUGCCGUCCACGCCCAGCACCAGCCAGAAGGAGCUCCGCAUCGACGUACCGCAGACCACCAACACGCCAACGCCCGUCCGAAAGCAGUCCAAACGCCGCUCCAACCUCUUCACUUCGAGGAAGGCGAGCGAGACGGACAAGGACAAGAAAGGCCUGGAGGCUCGAGCCGACAGCAUCGGCAGCGGGCGAGCCAUCCCCAUCAAACAGGGCAUGCUGCUGAAGAGAAGCGGUAAGUCCCUCAACAAGGAGUGGAAGAAGAAGUACGUGACGCUGUGUGACAACGGGCUGCUCACCUACCACCCCAGCCUGCAUGACUACAUGCAGAACGUGCACGGUAAGGAGAUCGACCUGCUGAGGACCACGGUGAAGGUGCCGGGGAAGAGGCCGCCUCGCGCCGUGUCCACCUGCGCCGCCGUGCCGAGUCCCAAAACCAACGGCCUUACGAAGGACAUGAGCAGCCUGCAGCUCGGACAGACUUCAGGCUCGGUGACCAGCAGCUCCUCCGUGUCUCAGAUGGCGAGCGGCGUCAGCCUGGUGUCCUUCAACAGCCGCGGCAUGGAGGGGAUGCACCAGCGCUCGUACUCUGUCUCCAGCGCCGACCAGUGGACAGACGCCACGGUCAUCGCCAACUCUGGAGUCAGCACAGACACGGGCCUUGGCGACUCGGUCUGCUCCAGUCCCAGUAUCUCCAGCACCACCAGUCCCAAGAUGGAGCCGCCGCCAUCGCCGCACGCCAACCGCAAGAAGCAUCGGCGGAAGAAGAGCACCAGCAACUUCAAAGCCGACGGCCUCUCUGGUACUGCGGAAGAACAAGAGGAGAACUUUGAGUUCACCAUCGUGUCGCUGACGGGGCAGACGUGGCAUUUUGAAGCCACUUCAUACGAGGAACGAGACGCCUGGGUUCAGGUCAUCGAGAGCCAGAUCCUGGCCAGCCUGCAGUCCUGUGAGAGCAGCAAGAACAAGUCUCGUCUGACCAGCCAGACGGAGGCGAUGGCUCUGCAGUCCAUCAGAAGUAUUCGAGGAAAUGGCCACUGUGCCGACUGUGAAGCUCAGAAUCCGGACUGGGCGAGUCUGAACCUCGGGGCCCUGAUCUGCAUCGAGUGCUCGGGCAUUCACAGGAACCUGGGCACCCACCUGUCCAGGGUUCGCUCUCUGGACCUGGACGAGUGGCCGCUGGAGCUCAUCAAGGUCAUGUCGGCCAUCGGCAACGAGCUCGCCAACAGCGUGUGGGAGGCCAACGCUCAGGGACGCCUCAAACCCGGACCAGAUGCCAGCAGGGAGGAGAGGGAGCGCUGGAUCCGGGCGAAGUACGAGCAGCGUCUGUUUCUGGCGUCGCUGCCCUGCACCGACCUCUCUCUGGGCCAGCAGCUGCUGAGGGCGACGGCCGAGGAGGACCUGCGCUCUGUCGUCCUGCUGCUCGCCCACGGAUCCCGGCAGCAGGUCAACGAGACCUGCGGAGAAGGAGACGGACGCAACGCGCUGCACCUGGCCAGCCGCAAGGGCAACGUGGUCAUCACGCAGCUCCUCAUCUGGUACGGCGUGGAUCUGAUGGCGAGGGACGCCCACGGUAACAGCGCGAUGGCGUACGCUCGGCAGGCCAACAGCCAGGAGUGUGUGGACACGCUGGCUCAGUACGGCUGCCCCGACGAGCGCUUCCCGCUCAUGGCCACGCCCAACCUGUCGCGCCGCAACACCAACCGCAACAACAGCUGCAGCAGCACCGGGAGCACCGCGCUCAUUUGACCAGCGUUUAACCACAGGACUCUUUAUGGCAAACGAACCACACAAACCCCGAUUUGGGAGAAUCCUGACCGUUUAUUUUGGGAACCACUAGCUGUUGUGACCCUUAAGCCCCGCCCACUUCACCCGACAACCACCACUGCCGCCGACGGCUCGUUAAGACUGAUUCAAACUGAUCGUAGGUCAGUGGCGGCGUCCACGUGUCCGUUUGGGAGUGCCCUCGACGGGGAGGGGAGGGGGGGGCCCAAAGC